AUGUUGACGAUGGAGACGGAUAUGAAAGGAGGAAUUCUUCAUGCUACAAUGCCUCCACAUCAUCCGCCAACUAUUCAUAAUCAUUCAUCGCCUUACGGAUCUUUAGGACCACUUGGAAUGAUGAAUUUACAGCAAUCACAGUUAGGACAGUCACAAAUGGUUCACCAAUCUCAUAAUAUGCCGCACAUCACAAGCAGUGCAACGAAUUAUUCCCAACAAACACAUAUUCCGGGAUCGCAUCAACAAAACCCUGGAAUGAGCCCCAAUCAAACAACUCAACAAACAUCUGCCACACAAAUUAACAAUCACAAUCAUCACAUUACAGCCACCGGUCAAAAUCACAUGGGAUCGAGUGGGAAUGGUGGAAGCAAAGCAUCACAACAGAACGCUGAUCGCGUCAAACGACCAAUGAAUGCUUUUAUGGUUUGGUCUCGCGGCCAACGACGGAAAAUGGCAUCAGAUAACCCAAAAAUGCAUAAUUCUGAGAUUUCAAAGCGUCUCGGCGCUCAGUGGAAAGAUUUAUCAGAAACAGAGAAACGUCCAUUUAUAGACGAGGCUAAAAGGUUGCGUGCUGUUCAUAUGAAAGAGCAUCCUGAUUACAAAUAUCGUCCACGACGAAAAACAAAGACAUUAACGAAAGCUAAAGAAAAAUAUCCACUUGGCGUUAGCUCAUUGAUACAGCAAUCUGAUCAUCAUCAAAGCAAUUCAAGUAAUCGCAAUGUAUCGACGUUGGGAAGUUCUCAACAAUCGAAUCGUGAUAUUUAUCAAAUUACGCCGAACGGUUAUAUGCCCAAUGGUUACAUGAUGGAUCCUACGUAUGGUGGAACACAACACAACCCAUAUAUGAGCAAUUAUCACCGUUACGACAUGAAUCAGAUGCACAAUGCAGCAGCAGCCUCGACGGGAACUUACAUGAAUACAUCUGGAUAUGGAAGCAUGUAUGGAAACGGAUCAGGUGGCCAGCCCUCGCCAUAUACAUUACAACAACCGGGAUCGCCAUACAAUGGAAUCCAACAACAACCCUCGUCGCCUUAUGGAACACUACAAGGCGGUGGAUCUCAAAUGUCCUGCCAAAGUCACAGUCCCAGUGAGUCAAGUAUCAAAUCUGAGCCAGUUUCUCCUUCACCAACAAGCAUUGCCACUAAUAACAAUAAUCAUGUAAUGAAACGAGAAUAUAAUCAUCAACCGUCGGUACAACAUCACGAACUCAGUCAUCUCAUGAGCAUGUACCAAAUUCCCGACGCACUUCCUUCUGUUGAACAUCAACGGCUAAUUCACUAUCAACAGAAUGGAUCUCCUGAUUUACAAUCAACAUCACAGCAACAACCACAAUCAUUGCGAAUGGCUCCACUUGCGCAUAUGUGA
Molecule: messenger RNA, 1365 nt
Organism: Clunio marinus
Lineage: Eukaryota; Metazoa; Arthropoda; Insecta; Diptera; Chironomidae
Source: the annotation of a GenBank genome assembly